Molecule: messenger RNA, 759 nt
Organism: Myotis davidii
Lineage: Eukaryota; Metazoa; Chordata; Mammalia; Chiroptera; Vespertilionidae
Gene: RBMS3
Product: RNA binding motif, single stranded interacting protein 3
Exons: 9
Source: RefSeq, a predicted model, not a curated record
UCCAGAAUGGAGUCUACUGAAAAAUGUGAAGUGGUAAUUCAACAUUUUAAUGGAAAAUAUCUGAAAACACCACCUGGCAUCCCAGCCCCUAGUGAGCCUUUACUGUGCAAAUUCGCUGAUGGAGGACAAAAGAAGAGACAGAAUCAAAGCAAAUACACCCAGAAUGGAAGGCCUUGGCCCAGGGAAGGAGAGGCUGGCAUGGCUCUGACCUAUGACCCCACAGCUGCCAUACAAAAUGGAUUUUAUUCUUCACCGUACAGUAUUGCAACCAACCGCAUGAUUCCACAGACAUCUAUCACGCCAUUCAUUGCUGCUUCCCCUGUCUCCACAUACCAGGUCCAGAGUACUUCAUGGAUGCCUCAUCCGCCAUACGUUAUGCAACCAACAGGUGCUGUGAUUACGCCGACAAUGGACCAUCCAAUGUCAAUGCAGCCAGCAAACAUGAUGGGCCCCCUGACACAACAGAUGAACCAUCUUUCGCUGGGCACAACAGGAACGAUUCAGUCCCAAGACAGGAUUAUGAUACUCCACCAGCUGUUGUGUCAGUAUAUGACUGCUGCUGCUCCUAUGCAAGGGACCUACAUUCCCCAGUACACGCCUGUGCCUCCGACAGCUGUUUCUAUCGAAGGUGUUGUUGCUGAUACCUCUCCCCAGACAGUGGCACCUUCAUCCCAGGACACCAGUGGUCAGCAGCAACAGAUAGCGGUGGACACAUCCAACGAACAUGCAUCUGCAUAUUCCUACCAACAGUCUAAGUAA